GUUGGGUGCAUUUUGUUUUUAGUGAUAGUUUUUGUAAAGUUAUUGAAGCACGGAUGAUGAACAUAGUUUCAUUUAUUCAAUAUUAAUAUAAAGCAAUAAUCAAACGCAUUGAAGCUGUGCAAUAUUUGUGCGUCAAGAUGCGUCAAUUCAACAUUUCGGUCAUUGGACUAUCCGGGACCGAAAAGGACCGCGGCCAAGUCGGUGUCGGAAAGUCAUGCUUGUGCAACAGAUUUAUGCGGCCCAUGGCAGACGAUUACUUCAUUGAUCACAUAUCAGUGCUUAGCCAGAGCGACUUCAGCGGUCGCAUUGUGAAUAAUGACCAUUUUCUGUACUGGGGCGAGGUGCGUAAGACGACCGACGAGGGCGUUGAGUAUAACUUCAACAUUAUCGAGCAGACAGAGUUCAUGGACGAUUCCACAUUCCAAGCGUUUAAGGUGGGUAAAAUGGAUCCAUAUCUGAAGCGAUGUACCGCCACAAAGGUCUUCUCAGCGGAGAAACUUAUGUACAUAUGUAAGAACCAACUGGGCAUCGAGAAGGAGUACGAACAAAAGGUAAUGCCGGACGGCCGGCUUAGUAUCGACGGGUUUGUGGUUGUCUUCGAUGUCAGUCCAGUGCCAAAUCGCAGCGUCGAAAAGCAGGUGGAGUUCGUUCAGAAUGCCAUUGCCCACAUAUUAAAAAAUAAAAAACCACUGGUCCUUGUGACGACUAAAAAUGACGAUGCGCACGAGUUGUAUGUGCGCGAAGCCGAAAAGAUUAGUCAGCGCAAGGAUUAUAAGAGUACGGUGCAGUUGAUAGAGACAUCGGCACACGAAUCGAUCAACAUUGAUCUGGCAUUUCUCAUGCUUGCACAAAUGAUAGACAAGGUUAAGAACCGGGUCAAGAUCAUAUCAUAUCAGGAGUCUGCCAAAUCGCGCAAAGAGCUAUUGGAUACACGCUCUGAGGCGGUCACAAGACUCAUUCGAACUCAAAUCACAGACUAUCACAUAUUGUGGUCGCAGGGCUCGAAAAUGCUAUCGCAGUAUCGUGAAUGGAAUGAGUUCUUGAACAUUUUCGGACAUGAAGCCGGUCAGAAGCUAUUUCGUCGCCACAUGAAAAAGUUACGCGACGAUCAUCUCAACAAAAAACUACACCAAUACUUGGACAAGUUCGCAUUAGCACUCGAGUAUUUGCUGCCAGAUAUUAAUGCGCUCAAUCUCAGUGAAGAUGAUGCCUGGGAUUGUGCCCGCAAUUAUCUGCAGAAUCACGUUGAGUUCGAACAGUAUUUCUUUGAGUGUCCCCAGGCCUCUUGGACCGAGCUGGUGGAUAUGGAAGAGACUGAAGAUGAGGCGCGCAUACCUUUCGAUGUGCUUGAAACCUCGGAGGCCGAAACAGUAUUCCGAAACUAUUUAAACUCUGUGCAACAGGAUAAGAAAAAAAUUGGCUGGAAGCAACAAUUCAAGAUGCUUCUGGAGGAGUCAGGCUUUGUGACGCCCGGUAAGCAAUUGUCCGAAGUUCGAGUGCUCUUCAUGGGCCGUGAAUGCUUUGAGGCUUUGUCCGAACACGAUUGUCAGCAAAUCUACGACAUACAUCAGGACGAGAUCAUUGAGAAGAGCAAACAGAAUUUCGUGGAGCUGUUGUUGGAGCAUGCCCAAUACUUUUUGCAGUUUAAAAAUGUCGACAUUAUCACGCAAGAGGAUGUCAAACAAAUAACAGACGUCAUUCAAGAAGACUCGAGAUAUAAAAUGCUGGAUCGCUUGGACCAGGAGCGACGUGUUAUGCUCUUUCAGCAUUUGCGAUUCAUACACUGCCCCAUACGCGAUCAUUGCCCGUUCUUUAGCAAUUGUGUUGACAACCUGAUCGAGGAGGUGCUCUCGGACAAGUCAAGCAAUCACAAAUCAUCCGGCUGGAAAACCGCCGGCAACGGCACAGACCGCACACUCAAUCUGCUCAUAGUUGGCUCGGAGCACUUGGCAAGCGAUUUGCUCAACGAUAUUCGCAUUUGCACCGGCAGCAAGGGGGAGUACAUAUAUGAAAAUCAAACGUAUUAUCUUAACUAUCGCAUUGCUAACGGUGAUAUGGAAGCAUUCAAGGCAAUCGAUGUCUACUCGAGCGGCCUAAUUUGCGUCUAUUCGAACCAGCAAUCGUUUGAAACGCUUAAAGACAAUCUCGAGCGGACAUUACUUUGCAAUCUUGAGCUCGAGGACAAGUUUGAGAAUCUCCCAAUUGUACUGGUAUAUCAGCCGCAGGAUUUGAAAGAGAAUGAAGUGGACUAUCUGCGAAGCGAAGGGAUGCGCUUGUCUGAAAUGCUGCACUGCGACUUCAUCGAUCACACACAGAAUCAUCAGAAGUAUGUUUACGACAUACUUAACAUUGUAAUACUCUCGCUCAGGCUAACCGAAAUGAAGACCUAUGAGCCAUACCCUUCGAACCACACUGAUCUACGCAUACUUGUCGGUAUCUUCUGUGGCGACCAGUACGACAUUGAGAACAUUGUCCAGCCGCUGAUCGCCGAAUCAACGCUGUGCAAGGCCAAUGAGCACAGCAUCAUAGUUGAUGUAUUCAUCGGGGAUGCGAAGCGUCGUGUCGAAUUCAUAUUGUCAUCGUAUCAUGGCACCAAUCAGUAUCGGGAUGAACUCAUACACGGAUACAUUUAUUUCUAUUCAGCCAAACGUCGUUCGUCCCUCGCCAAUCUCAACAUAUUGGCUGCGCAAAACUCCAACAUUCCAUUGCAGAUGAUUGCGGUCACAGAGAGCGGAGGCGUUAAUGCAUUUUUCAAUAGCGAAAUCUGCCAAUAUCUUAUAACCGAAGGCAAUGCGCUAGCAGAUCGUUUCAAGGGCAGUUUCAUGACAUUUUCAGCCGAUCAAUAUGUUAAGUUUGCAUUUUAUAAUCCAUUCCUUAAAACUGCCUGGGACAACAAGUAUGAAGUAGAAAAUCUGCAUGUCGAGGAGUCAAUUACUUUAGAUUCGGGCGAGGGUACUCUGGAGAACUCGGUCAAUCAGUUGCCGCGUCCACCACCACGUCACGAGAGCUACUUGCUAUCCAAUACUCUGGGCACCGACGGUUCUGGCAGUGAAAAUUACGAAAUGCUUCCUACACGAUCUUUGAAUUCAUUAAAUGAAGAAAGAGAUAUAUCAUUAGAUGAAAUCUAUGAUGACAACAACGAAAAACCAAAACACCUGCAUCAAAGAUUCCAGAUAUUCCCUCCUCCAACAACUCCUCCAGAGCCAGCCCCUCCAGAUCAUCAGCUCAUUACAUGCACAUAUAAGAGUCAAUUCGUUUCGGCUUCAGAAUCAAGUUUGGAAGAGAUAACAUCGGAUGUCAGCGGGUCUAAGGAUUCAUUGGCCACCCAUGAUGCAGAAUGGUUAGAGGACAAAAGUGAAGGGCGUCGUAACAUGAACAAGAAUUCCAUUUGGAACAACUUUAGCGGUUCGACACAUGCCUACACCACAGGUCGCCGACACAUUGACUCAAAUCUAAAUAAAAUUCGUCCAAAGGGUCCGAGCCAGACAUUAAAGCAACCCGGCAAAUUGAAUAUGAAAAAUUUCCAAUUGGUCAGCGAUGCGGUGGCCAAAAUGAAUUUUGGUAGUGGCAGCAUGGGUGAAUCCUAUUUGGCUCAAUGUGAUGCCAGCGACAAAGAUGUCAAACGUUAUGAUCACGCACAACUCGAUGGAGAAGAUGAGGACUCCGAGGAACUGGCCGAAUAUGAGCAAAUCUAUGAAAACGAAGACUGCACCGAGUCGGAUAGCUGCGCCAGUUCGACAGAACGUCGGGUUCGACAACAGAAUGCGUAUUAUAAGGCCAACAAGAAGGCGGCACCCACCAAGAAGAACAAGAAGAAAAAGGUUGCCAUCCCGGUGCAAACGCCAAGAGUUCCACCAUUUGGCGCCUAUGUCAGUCCUCCGGAAAUACCCUUGCAUUAUCAGCGAAUGGCUGGUGCAGGUGAGAAAAAAAAAUCAGAGGCUGGUGUGUCCGAUUUCAUGAAAAACGACAAGUCUCCCGAGCAGUAUUCAAUGGUCCCCGAAUUGGCUGCCACGAGCAUAUUUGUGCCGGAGAGCAUGCCUGAGCUCAAUAUGAACGCCAAAUGCUUAAAGGAUUUGGAGAAAUUGGAGAAGCGGCGCAUCAAGGAGGAGACAGCUAGACUGCGAAAGCUGCAGGAGAAAGAGAAGGAGCAAGAAAAGAAGCUAAAACGCAAACUGAAACAGAAUGCUAAGGGUCUCGCCGAGACAACCGAGGCGCAAUUUGGCAAGCUUAUGAUCUCCUCAGAUAAAGAUGAAAUACCCAUAUUUUUGAUAAAGUGCGUUGAGUUCAUUGAAAAGGAAGGCUUGGACUCCGAGGGUAUAUACCGAGUCCCAGGAAGCAGAGCGCAUGUUGAUAUGUUGUUCCAACGAUUUGAGGAGGACGUAAAUACAAUUAUUGAUGUGUUGGACAUACCGGUUAAUGCUGUGGCGACAGCACUCAAGGACUUCUUCUCAAAGCGUCUCCCGCCUCUGUUUAGCAAGGACAUCAUCAAGGAGCUGGAGGAGAUUGCAGGCUCUCGAGGUGUGGGCUCUUCAAAGUUAAAUGUGGAAGUCAAGACCGAUCGGAGCUGCCGUUUAAUAGCUUUAAAAUCAUUGCUACAGAAAUUACCACCAAUUAAUUUUGCCAUACUCAAAUACAUAUUCCAGCAUUUUGUGCACGUCUCGGACAAUUCGAAGUUGAAUAGCAUGGACAGCAAGAAUCUGGCUAUUUGCUGGUGGCCAACACUAAUACCCAUCGACUUCACCGACAUGGGACAUUUCGAGCAGCUGCGACCAUAUCUGGAGGACAUUAUACAAACUAUGAUCGAUCAGUUCCCCUAUCUGUUUUGUGGCAAAGAUGCUUUUGUUAUGGUUUAAGUGAUGUUAGUGCAAGAAAUUGCUUUUAUAGGUGAAAAGAUACAUACAUACAUACAUGUGACAUACGCCUUUGUGUGUGUGUGCGCGUGUGUGUAUGUGUGUGCGAAUGCGAGUGGGUGUAUGCGUUAAACUCGUUUUUGUUUCAUUGAAAACGGGCAGGCAGUGGAAACAGAAACAUAAAUAGACUGGCAGCGAAUAGCAGUUGUUGGCGUAAACAUGAGAGGGGGGACGAGGGGCAUUUGAGAUGCAGGUGGAGCGGAGAGCAUGGAUCAUAUAGGAUGUUGAAGGAAAGAAAGAAAGAAAGAACCCAUCGAUCGAUUUAUAGAUCAUUAUAAACGCAAAAACGCUGAGCAAGAAAGUUUCGUAAAUAAACAUUUAUAAGCGCGGCAGCAAGACGGCAUAUACUAUAUAUAGUAUACAUAUAUGUAUUGUGCAUGUGCAUAUAUGAAUAUAUACAUAUAUACAUAUAUGUAUUAAUGUAUAUGAAUAUAUGUGUGUGGCACGUGUGUAAAGUAUUGACACUAGAUAAAUAGGGUAUAUUUAUUUUUUUAUAUGUGUAUAUCGCGAUAUAUCUAUAUAUAUAUUUUGUAUUAAUGGCUUUGUUGUGUUUCAGUGAUAUAUGUAAACGCAUAGUGGUGUGUGUCGUCGUCGUCCUCGUCAUAGUGUUGCAUUGCACAUUGUCAGACCCUGUCCCUACCCCAAACCUUCGACCCAAACCAUUAGUCCUUUUAACACAAAACAAAAGGUAAAACGGGCCGCCAGCUCAAGGCAUUUACAUAUAUACACACAUAUGUAUAUUUAUGUAUGUAUAUAUUUAUAUACAUGUAUAUACAUAUAUAUAUAUAUAUACACAUAUGUAUGUAUAUUUGUACAAUGUACAUUGCUGCCUUUGGCAAAGGUCUAGCAAGAGAUGGCGUGCACAGAGUUAUAUAAAUUAAUUAUGUAUUGUAUGUUAUAUUUAAUGUUAAAACAUAAUGACUAAAUUAAACAAAAUGAAACGAAAAAAAAAAACAAACAAAAACAAAAAGAAGGAAAAGUCAUGAGGCAUCUUUAAACCUUUGAGCUACUAAAUGUGCAUCUGUGUGCGUCUGCGUGUUUUAUGUGUAUGUAUGUAAAAGUAAUUAUAUAUAUAAUGUAUGUCUAUAUAUGUAUGUAACUAUACACAGCCGCAGCCAUUGCAUAAAUAUUUUAGAUGGGUGCGGGCCUGUGUAGGCGGAUCGGAUCUGUGGAGCAAGGAUUAUCGCACACUUUGAUAUUUUCGUUCUUAUUCAGCUAUAAUAAACUAUGUAAUGCAUAAAAAAAUAUACAUACAACAGCAACUUCUAUAUUAUACUUAUAUUUUAACUAUUACAAUUCAAAUGAAACAAAACAAAAAAACAAAAUAUACAACAACAAAAAAAGAGAAAACAGAAGAAACAAAACAAAAACGAAAAAAUGUAGGCAACAUAAGCGUAAGUGUUAUUUCUUGUAUUUGAACAUUAAUUUUUUAAUGAACUUAACUAAUUGUGUAUUUUGUGUCUGAACGGACCUCAAACUUAAAGCAAAAGAAGUAAAAGAGAGAACGAACAAAAAACGCGAAUGUUGCGAACUCUGCAUGCAACAGAAAAAAAGAAGAAAAAAAUAAUAAUAUAACAAAUAACCAUAUAUAGCAUAAUUUGUAUAGAUAUGUGUCUAUUGCAUUAUUUGUAUACAUUUAUUUAUAUACGCGUACUACCUAAAAAUAUGUAUGUAUGUAUCAAAAAGUAAUUGACGUGAUGUGUAAUGAUAUUUUUAAAAGCAAAUUUUAUGCCAAUGCCAAUACAGAGACAUGUAAUUGUAACUGAAACUGUAACGGUAACGGCAAUUGGAACGGUAACUGCGCAUUCACAUUGCCGGCCAGCCAUGUCCAUGUCUGCUGUGCUGUACUGUGCUUUGUACCGCCAACAGCAAAACACCAACAAUUCCACUCUCUCACACACACACAGACACAGCCCAGCCCCUCCCCACACAUGAGCUGUAGCUGUACCGCCGCACCUUAAAUGCCCUCGCCAUUGCCAUUGCUAUUGCCAUUGACAGUGACAUUGACAUUGACUUUGGCCAAAGGUCGUCUUCGGUCUUCGAUAUUGUCUUGCGACAUCGUAACUAUAUACAUAUGUACUAAUUGAACAGACAGAAAAGAAUGCACGAGAGCAAAUAAAAGUGGGCAUUUUCCAAAUAUUUGUGAAUCA
Messenger RNA from Scaptodrosophila lebanonensis, 7060 nucleotides. RefSeq names its product rho GTPase-activating protein 190 (gene RhoGAPp190). NCBI's taxonomy places the organism in Eukaryota, Metazoa, Arthropoda, Insecta, Diptera, Drosophilidae. Gene Ontology annotation, biological process: signal transduction. Gene Ontology annotation, molecular function: GTPase activity; GTP binding. The transcript is spliced from 18 exons. Bases 138 to 4853 code for a protein of 1571 amino acids. The record is from RefSeq and is a predicted model, not a curated record.